Blastomyces gilchristii SLH14081 is the source of this 318-nucleotide messenger RNA. RefSeq lists its product as uncharacterized. NCBI's taxonomy places the organism in Eukaryota, Fungi, Ascomycota, Eurotiomycetes, Onygenales, Ajellomycetaceae. The coding region runs from base 1 to 318 and encodes 105 amino acids. The record is from RefSeq and is a predicted model, not a curated record. The transcript is spliced from 2 exons.
AUGUCCGCCGGACGAGAUCCCUUACAGUCAGGGGUCGCCACAGCCCAGAAACAUCACGCGUCUUCUCCCACCGAAACCUGUUCCAUUGCGGAUUCGGAGGAGAGUCGAUCGGGGAUGAGUGACACCGGCAACAACCCGGAGAGCAACCCGGGCGGGACUGCGAACUAUGAAGCUCAAGCACUCCAUCCGACCUGCUUCAUCCUGCAGCCACCACCUCUACCCGCUGAAGCCUGUCCCGUCGCGGAUUCAAACGACCCGGACAAUGGUCAGGAGAGCGAUGCGGAUGCCUACCGCCCUCCCGUCCAGACCCCUACCUAA